AUGAACGGCAAAGGGCCGUUCCCAGGCCAGGCCCCGUUCCCGGGCCCGGCCCCCCCCGGGUACCCCCAGGCCCUGCCCCUGCCGCAGCCGCCCCCAUUCCUGGACCCUGCCCCUGCGUACCCCGAGCUCUACCGUCUCAGCCUCGUCCCCCUGGGCUCUGCUGGCGUCCCCCCCGUGUCCCCGGCGUUCCCAGGUGCGUCCCUGUACCUGCCCCUGGCGCCGCCGCUGCCCCUGGGGGCUCUGGGCUCCCCCGUGGCCUACCUGCCCCUGGGCCAGGUGUACCCGCCAGGACCUGCCGUGCUGCUGGAAGGAGCCUUCGACACCGGGGCCAGGCUGGGCACGGGCGGCACCGGCGGCGUCCCGCCGCCGCCCGCCGGGUGCCCCCCGGUGCCGGUCCCGCCCGGAGCCGCCGUGCUGCUGCCCCCGCGCAAGGGGGGCUUCCCGGGGGGGGCGGGGGGCUUCAGCCUCUGGUGAGGGGGGGGCGGGUUUGGGACCCCCCCCCCGCCCGUCAGCGCCUCCCCCCAGAAAUGUCCCGGGAUCUUUUUUAACCCGCUCCGAGCAAUCCUGGAUCAUUUGCACUUCAGCUCUACUCAAAGCCAUGCCCGGGGCCGGGGCCGUGCCGCAGCUCCCGCGGGAUCCUCCCGUCCCAGCUAGAACCGGGUUUAAAUUAACCCGCGCUUAAUUAGCAAACGCUUGAUUUUAACUCAAAACCCGGCGGUUUUGCACCCGAAUUCCUUAAAAUCCGAGAGGCUGAUUCCCAUCGGUCCGGGUGUGUCAGUGAACACGCAAAUCCCUUGGAUCGCUUUGGGGGGUUAUCAAUGGGGUUAUCAAUGGGGUUAUCAGUGGGGUUAUCAAUGUUUAUUGGCGGGUUUGUGAAUGAGUUUUUGUGAAUGGGAUGUUUGUAGGCGGGUUUUUCUCUCAAUGGGGUUUUUGUGAAUGGGUUUAUCGAUGUCCUUAUCAGUGACUCACGCCUGCAUUGAUAACCAAACCCCCACGGGCUUGGCAGGAACAUUUCAGGGAUCCUCGAUCGGGUGAUAUUCUUCUUUUUUUGGCUGUUAUUUGAUGAAGAAAGAGCUCAGAUUCCACUCUUUGAUCUGAAUAUUUCACUUUAAUCCGAAUCCCUGUCCUCUGUGUGUGUGUGUGACCAUCCCUGACUGUUCCUGAGCUCAGCUCUCGGACUCUCUGUGCUGCACUGAACUUGUGGAGUUUUUAUACUAAAAUAAAGAUUAUUUUGAAAAUUUAAACGAAGUAACAAAUUCCUGUUGGGCCUCUGAGAACCCCUUUGGCUGCUGCCAGCCGGGGGUUUCCUCACUCCUUUCCUUUUUCCUGCUGGCUUGGGAACUUCCUCUUUUUGGAUAAUUACAUUUUGGGGUUAAUUAGGGGUUUUUCCUGCCCUCGGGCACCCACAUAUUCCUUCCAUGGUUGGCUUCAUAAAUUAAGGGGGGG
Messenger RNA from Prinia subflava (tawny-flanked prinia), 1446 nucleotides. It is a transcript of the gene DAZAP2, whose product is annotated as DAZ associated protein 2. The record is from RefSeq and is a predicted model, not a curated record. Lineage: Eukaryota; Metazoa; Chordata; Aves; Passeriformes; Cisticolidae.